Molecule: messenger RNA, 646 nt
Organism: Drosophila bipectinata
Lineage: Eukaryota; Metazoa; Arthropoda; Insecta; Diptera; Drosophilidae
Product: trigger factor
Source: RefSeq, a predicted model, not a curated record
UCAAAAACACAUCAUAUGUGGGUCUAGGAAGUUAAUUAGUUUCGUGAUUUUGGGCCUGAGGGACGAUGAGCAGCCGGAAGUCUAAGUAAUUGCAGUCACUGGAGGAGUCAGUGCUGCCGAUCGACCAGGAGGACACUGUCCGAGUGAUCGCCGAGCAUAUUCGUCAGCCCCAAACGGAUCUCUUCGAGCAAAGCCGGCUUCAGGGCAGUAUCAAGGAUGUGAACCUAAGUGUCCUGCAUCUGGAGGAUGCAAUGAAGUUUAGGGAUACCAUGAAGAGCUUCCAGGUCUCGCCCACUGCCGAGAGCCUCGACGAAGUAAUGCCCGUCAAGAACAAGGACCUCGAUGAGAUGUUGGAAUUGUUGGUCGAUGAUGAGGACGAGGACGAUGAAGAGGAGGAUGACGACUUCGAUGAGGAUGACGAUGAUGAGGACGGUGGUGGAGAUGAUGACGAUGACGAACAAGAUGAUGUGGAAGAGGUCUCAAACAUGCCCCACAUCCUCAGGAACUGGCUGGAUCGCUUUAAAAAUUCCAAGUAAAGGAUCUAUCUAGGGAAAAGUUUUAGAAAAAUUAUAUUCCUUAAAUCUGUUGUAUAUCCAGAAUAUCUUUAGACUUUAAAAUAAAUCAAGCUUUGACUUAGUGACCUCCA